ACUAGGAAAACCCAGCAGGUGAAGACGCGUGAGGGGUCGUUCCUCGACGGAACGCGGUGCUAGUGAUGCCGUGGUAGCUACGCAUUGGGAAAAUGGACAACUCGUUUCACCUCCCGCCUUCAAGCGGCCAGUCUCCGUACCAAGAAGCACCGCCAGGGCAGUCUGGGAGCGACACCUCGCAGGGUAACACGCCGAACAACCCUUCACAUAUACGUUGGUCGUCGCAGAAAGAUCCUGCUAACACUUGUCACCAGUGGGAAUUUCCGCCGGUGCCACCUGCUGCAGGAUAUAGCAGCCACCCGCACGGAUUCCGACCCCACUUACCGCCACCACCUCUGAGAUUAGAGAGUUAUGGAGCUUGUCACAUGGCCCGUGGAUUUCCCUCUGAUCCACCUGGCUCGUCACAACCCUUCAGCCAGCUUCCCCCCACAGUCGGCACUUUUAGUCCAGAUCUCUAUCAAGGUCGCUACAGUUCACAAGCCUGCACACAGGCUGGACCACCAAAUUAUUGGCUGGGUGAAAUCCACAGCACUAUGGGAGCCUCGGGUAUACAAAGCAUAGGUCAAAACUCGACAGCAAACCUUAGCUCAGGUCCACCAAGUAGUCAGUAUGAUCAUCAGCCAGUCAUAGAUCCAGACCCAGGUUUUAGACAUCAACAUAAAAAUGCGUCGAAAGACUAUGGUGGCCCUCUCCAUUGCUACCCAUCCUUUUCUCAGUGGGUUCAGGACAGUAGCCAUGAUCCUGUCAAAGCAGCGGAUACACAAUCUGUAGACGAAAAACCUGUUCAGAGGAGACAAGAUGAGCAGUGGAUCAAACGUUUCCUACAAAAGAAAGCCUCAAAGAUUCAAGAGCAGAGAGAACCGUACUCAAAGAUAUCGGCGCCUCAGGUACGAGACCUGCUUCAUGGUGCUUUUCACCUGGUCUCAAAGUUGUCACUCGCCUGUGAAAUCCUAAAACAAAACUUGGAGAAUGAGAGUGUUUGGGCUGAUUCCUAUAGAAUGGCACUGAGUGUGAAGCGAGAGCUUCAAGACAAUCUCAAAGUACUGGAUGACCAUGAAUGUUUAGAUUAUUUUAAAAGAAAACUAGCCUGUAUUGGUAAGAGGAGAGCACGGCAACAUAAAAGGAAACUGCUACAAAUGGAAGAUGAAUCUGUGGAAAGGAAAAUUGCAGAAAAAGAAGCAGUUAUUGAUAAAUGGAGGAUGAAGCAAAUUCAUGAAGUAGAGGAGAAGAAGCGGGAACAGGAGCUUAAGGUGGCAGCAGACUCUGUUCUCUGUGAAGUUCGAAAGAAACAGGCAGAUGUGAAGAGAAUGCAGGACAUCCUCAGGUCUUUGGAGAAACUGCGUAAACUGAGAAAGGAAGCUGCAUCCAGGAAAGGUAUCUUCCCUGACAAGGAAUUAGACACCAUGUUCAUCGGACAGUUGGACAAACUGAAGACUUUAAUCGGGAAGAGGACGUCCGUGUACUUGGCAGAAGAGAAUGCACUCCGAGUCAUGCUUGAAGGAGAGCAAGAAGAGGAGCGUAAAAAAGACCUGGAGAAACGAAACAAUAAGGAGAAGGAGAGACAACUUCAGAGAAAAAAAGAGAUAGAGACCAUGCUCUUUGGAGUUGAGAUGCAUGCUGAUCACCUCCUACGGCCUUUCAGAGAAUACUACACACAAGCUGAGUACUCAUUACCCGCUUUACUGCAGAUAAGGAGAGAGUGGGAUGUCUUUUUGACUCCUGUGGACCACCCAGAUGGUACUGAGAUUCCUCAGGUAUGGGUCAUACCAGAGGCCCCAUCAGACAGAGCCUGGGCCUCAGCUCUGGAUGAAGCCGAGUCAACCUGAUCGCAUGUAUUCAGAGACAGUCUGAGUUCGGACACAGACAGCUUGUUUACUGACUGAGUGCUAAAAAGACUUCUUUGACAAGAUGUAAAACUAAAACUGCUUCUCUUGCCUGUCCUGGUGAGGAUGAUGGCCAGAGUCAAGUUGCUAUUCAGAUAAGAAAGUGAAACAGGAGCAGUUGGGGUACAGCAUUUCUUAUGACGAGUCCGGGAUCCCAGCACCCAUACUCCAGCCUUCUGUAAUAGUGCCUCUCAGCUCGCAUGUGCAAUGUAACACAGCUUGCUUUGUGUUGGGAUGAUUCCACUUCCUGUAGCUUAUUAACUGGGAUGCCACAUGUCAACAUGUUGAGGCUUGUAGUGCAGUAUACCAGAGGCUGGGUCGACACCUGUGCUUGGCUUUGUUGAGUGAAUUCAUUUUCCAGUUCCUGAGUUGUGUAUAUACACUUAGCAUCUGUUGAAUGUUUAUUCCCCACCUUUUGUGAACACGCUUGUAAAAAUAUACUUUACU
This is a messenger RNA of Lampris incognitus (smalleye Pacific opah), 2330 nucleotides long. It is a transcript of the gene pdcd7, whose product is annotated as programmed cell death 7. The transcript is spliced from 5 exons. Lineage: Eukaryota; Metazoa; Chordata; Actinopteri; Lampriformes; Lampridae. The record is from RefSeq and is a predicted model, not a curated record. Bases 93 to 1826 code for a protein of 577 amino acids.